AUGUCCACUGAAGUACCAGUUUGUGUUUACAAGUCCCAACCAGCUCUAAUCUUCCCUGAAAAACCAACUCCAAAAUGUCCAUUAUAUCUCUCUAACACGGAUAAUCUAAAUUUUCUGAGGCAUACUAAAGUCGAAUUCAUGUUUGUUUAUAGAAAAUCAAUACCAAUUAAUAAUUUAAAAUCUUCUCUUUCUAAAGUUCUUUUUCAUUACUAUCCAUUAGCUGGAAGGUUUAGAAAUUGUGCAGAAGAUGAGGAUAGACUUGAAGUUGAUUGUAAUGGUAAAGGUGCUUUACUUGCUGAAGGAUUCAUGGAUUUUACUGCUGAUGAGUUUUUAGACGAUAAUGCAUGGCUUGACAUGGCUUGGAAGGACAAGCUCUUGUUUAAAGUUGAUGCUAAAAGUGACUCGGAUAUUCCUCCUCUUGUGAUUCAGGUAACAUAUCUAAGCUGCGGAGGAAUGUUGAUGUGCAUCCACAUGAACCACUGUAUUACUGAUGGUGUUGGUGCAUCAAAAUUUUUGCACGAUUGGGCACACCUACAUGCUAAACCCAACAUGGAUCUUCCUAUUUCCCCUGUCCACAACCAUGGCCUUACAUUUGAAGCACUUGCUGCGCACGUCUGGCGCUGCUAUAUUAAAGCCUUAAAUCUUCCUUCAUCACUCAAAAUCAAACUCUUGUUCCCAGCUAUCAUUAGGACAAAAAUAGAACCAAAUUUACCAAAAGGAUAUUACGGCAACAGUUUCAUAUACGCAUGUGCUAAAACUACAGUUAAAGAAAUAGUCACCGCUAAAGUGAAUGAUAUUGUAAAACUAAUUCAGAACAGUAAAAGAAGAGUAUUGUCAAAUGAUUAUGUGAGAUCUAUGAUUGAUAUUAUUGAAGAAAAAAACUUACAACUAGCUAUGUCAACAACAUUAGCUAUAUCUGAUUGGAGAACGCUGGGGAUCGAGAAAUUGGAUUUUGGUGAAGGUAAGCCUUUACAUGCGGGUCAAUUAAGUAGUGAGACUUGGUGUUUGUUUUUACCGCAGAUUGGUGGCUGUAAUGCCAUAAAAGUUCUUGUUUCAAUACCAAAGAAGAUUGUGCACAAAUUUGAAUAUUACAUGAUGAAUGAUAUUCUCCAGAAAGAUGACGAGUUGAUCAAUGGAGAGUUUGAGUUUGAAGGAAACAACAUCAAGAGUAGGAUAUGA
This is a messenger RNA of Papaver somniferum (opium poppy), 1179 nucleotides long. Its product is annotated as omega-hydroxypalmitate O-feruloyl transferase-like. Gene Ontology annotation, molecular function: acyltransferase activity, transferring groups other than amino-acyl groups. The transcript has 3 exons. The record is from RefSeq and is a predicted model, not a curated record. Bases 1 to 1179 code for a protein of 392 amino acids. NCBI's taxonomy places the organism in Eukaryota, Viridiplantae, Streptophyta, Magnoliopsida, Ranunculales, Papaveraceae.